AUGGCUAAAAUAUCAUCAUCUAAAAAAAACAAACAACCUCCAGAGGGUUAUAGUAAGAUAGAACCCACGCUAAGUAAACUUUUAGUAAAAUCGAGAGAAGCACAGACCAAAUCUAUCAAAACUGAAAACAAGAAUCAAUCAUUAUGGCCUAUAAUACAGAUCAACCAUCAAAUUAACAGAUAUAUAUAUAGUUUGUAUUACGAACGAGAGCUGAUAUCUCAAGAAUUGUAUAAUUGGUUGCUACAACAGAAAUAUGCAAAUAAGAAUCUUAUCGCUAAAUGGAAGAAACAAGGGUACGAAAAGCUAUGUUGUUUGAAUUGCAUAAUGACCAACGAAAAAAACCACGGAACGACAUGCAUAUGCCGUGUUCCUAAGACGACGUUAGUCAAGAAUGACCGUUCUGAAAGGGUCGAGUGCAUUACAUGUGGAUGCAGAGGAUGCGCUAGUACAGAUUAG
Debaryomyces hansenii CBS767 is the source of this 456-nucleotide messenger RNA. It is a transcript of the gene BUD31, whose product is annotated as U2 snRNP complex subunit. Gene Ontology annotation, cellular component: spliceosomal complex; nucleus. The transcript has a single exon. Gene Ontology annotation, biological process: mRNA splicing, via spliceosome. The record is from RefSeq and is a predicted model, not a curated record. Lineage: Eukaryota; Fungi; Ascomycota; Pichiomycetes; Serinales; Debaryomycetaceae. Bases 1 to 456 code for a protein of 151 amino acids.